This is a messenger RNA of Penicillium bovifimosum, 1020 nucleotides long. RefSeq lists its product as uncharacterized. Bases 1 to 1020 code for a protein of 339 amino acids. Lineage: Eukaryota; Fungi; Ascomycota; Eurotiomycetes; Eurotiales; Aspergillaceae. The record is from RefSeq and is a predicted model, not a curated record. The transcript is spliced from 2 exons.
AUGAAAUAUAUCACCCGCUCGCGGCGUGAUUCAGCGCCGCUAUUCUCCCUUGGCUCUGGAGACAGCAUACCUCCGCUACGCACUCUCUGCCUGACAAAUUUUGCGGUUGACUCCGAGCGAGUAAAUGAAUGGGACCGCUGUCAUCACAUAAGACAUCUGGGUCUUGAUGGCGGGGCUGAAUCGCUUGAGCUUCUAACGCUCUUUACAGGAAAGACCCCCGACGUGACAUCGCUAGCACUGCGAAUCCACGAUGGAACAUCCCCGGAUAUCUCGGAUGACCUAUACAGUCGGCUAGACAAGUUCUUGCAGAGCGUCAAUGCCUUAGAGGCCUUCACUGCAUAUGACCUGUCCAAGGAUAUCCUCCGUCUUUUAGUGUCUCGCCAUGGCCCCAACCUCGGGCGUCUGCGAUUCCGGCAGACUAAUUUCAACAGGAGGGACCAGGAGCAGAUCAGAUGCCUCUUCACCUUCGAGGAGCUCCAGAACCUCGCUAGUGCGCUUCCACGGCUGCAAAGGCUCGGAAUCGACCUGCGAUUCAAGGGUCACUUGUCCUACGACGUACUCAGUGGAGCGGCAUGCUUCCCCAGUCUUGAACACCUAGAGCUCAACUCGAAUUUCCCCUACGGCGAAGAGGGAAUAAACGGCUGGAGACCCAUGGUAGAUUCAUGGCUCAAUGCAGCUGUUGUCGAAGAAGCAUUGCGCUACGUGGCAGGGGAAAAGCUAUACUAUGAACGGAUCACUGAUCCAACGACGGUUCCAUGGUCGCCUUUCACGGCGCUCGAUAUCAAAGUAGGCGAAUGGGAGCCAUCUGUUGAAGGCUACAGAAAGUCAACAUUGGCCACUUAUCCUAUUUUCAUGUAUGCCUGUCGGUGGGUAGACUGUCGGCCCGGUAAGGUCGAUACUGUUCGAUUACGAUGCUUUGCUAAGGAGUAUCCCAUUGAGGAUGAUCGAUAUGAGCAGGCGCUGGCUCGUGCGGGCGUAUGGAGUGUGUCAAAAGUACUGUCGGGCCCAGGGACUCUGUAG